AUGCGAAAAAUCUACGGCAAUUACAUUACGCAGAAGCGUCUCGGUUCAGGAAGUUUCGGAGAGGUUUGGGAAGCUGUCAGUCAUUCGACCGGACAAAAGGUUGCUCUCAAAUUAGAGCCCCGAAACUCUAGUGUUCCACAAUUAUUUUUCGAAGCCAAGCUAUACUCAAUGUUUCAGGCUUCAAAAUCCACAAAUAAUAGUGUAGAACCAUGCAACAACAUUCCAGUUGUUUAUGCGACUGGUCAAACAGAGACAACUAACUACAUGGCGAUGGAAUUACUUGGCAAGUCUCUGGAAGAUUUAGUUUCAUCGGUCCCUAGAUUUUCCCAAAAGACAAUAUUAAUGCUUGCCGGACAAAUGAUUUCCUGUGUUGAAUUCGUUCACAAACAUAAUUUUAUUCACCGCGACAUCAAGCCAGAUAAUUUUGCGAUGGGAGUCAGUGAGAACUCAAACAAAAUUUAUAUUAUCGAUUUUGGACUUUCCAAGAAGUACAUUGACCAAAAUAAUCGUCAUAUUAGAAAUUGCACAGGAAAAUCACUUACCGGAACCGCAAGAUAUGCAUCAAUUAAUGCGCUCGAAGGAAAGGAACAGUCUAGAAGAGAUGACAUGGAAUCUUUGUUAUAUGUCUGGGUUUAUUUACUUCAUGGACGUCUUCCUUGGAUGAGCUUACCUACAACAGGUCGCAAGAAGUAUGGGGCCAUUUUAAUGAAGAAGAGAUCAACGAAACCCGAAGAAUUAUGUUUAGGACUUAAUAGUUUCUUUGUAAACUACUUAAUAGCAGUUCGCUCAUUGAAAUUUGAAGAAGAACCAAAUUACGCGAUGUACAGGAAAAUGAUAUACGACGCAAUGAUUGCUGAUCAAAUUCCUUUUGAUUAUCGCUAUGAUUGGGUCAAAACGAGAAUUGUUCGCCCACAACGUGAAAACCAAUCACAGUUGUCGAACGUCAAGAAGGAAAAUGUCCAAACUCAGCUGAGUUUGAUGGUUUCUCCUCCAUCAAAGGAUAUUCUUCGCACAGACAAGUACAAAGCACCCGUUUCAUCUAGAGAUGUCAUUAAGGACAGUAGUUCAAGUACAUCAAAGGAUAUUUUGCAAUCAUCAACCCUUGAUGAAUCAUCUCAAGAUAAAAAGCCAAUCAAAGCUGUCGAAUCGAAUCAGAAACCAUAUACACCGCCACGUACAAUUAAUACUACCGAAACAAGAAUGAGAUCAAAGACUACAAUCAAUACUGCAAGAACAACAGCAAAGAACUCUUCGGCAGUUAAGAAAGAAUCGUCAGCAACAAGGACUGUUAAGAAAGAAACACAUCCUGCAACUACAAAAACAACAAAAACUGUAAAUAGACAAUUGAACUCUUCUACAACGAAACCGGCAACUACGAGCUCUCACAAAGACUCAGAACCGGCUUCAUCAAGACGUACAUCACCUCUACGUUCAAGUCGCCGCCAAAAUGACGGAAUUCGCCCUGCAAAGGAAAGAACUGCGCUUUUCACAGCUACAGCCAGUAAGCCUCCGGUAUCUUACCGUACUGGAAUGCUUCCGAAAUGGAUGAUGGCUCCUCUCACAUCUCGUCGCUGA
Messenger RNA from Trichomonas vaginalis G3, 1575 nucleotides. RefSeq names its product STKc CK1 domain-containing protein. Gene Ontology annotation, biological process: endocytosis; signal transduction; peptidyl-serine phosphorylation. Lineage: Eukaryota; Parabasalia; Trichomonadida; Trichomonadidae. The transcript has a single exon. The record is from RefSeq and is a predicted model, not a curated record. Gene Ontology annotation, molecular function: ATP binding; protein serine/threonine kinase activity. Gene Ontology annotation, cellular component: nucleus; cytoplasm. The coding region runs from base 1 to 1575 and encodes 524 amino acids.